AUGUUUAAACACAAUUUGGCGCUGCUUGUCGCAGCGCUAGUCCCUUUUGCAAAGGCCCAGAACGAGACAGCUGAGGCGGCUGUAUCAUUCCUCUUCCCUGAUUACUGUUGCACCGUUCUCUCCUUGAGCCCCCUUAGAGAGCGCCUCCUCUUUCCCGGCCAAUCCGCCUUCGAGUCUCGCGUCCACUCUUACUUCGACAUCAAGCAGCAAUCCUUGACACCGAAUUGCCUGGUACAACCAAGAGACACCAAGGAAGUUGCUCUUACUGUCAAGAUCUUGACUACCGCUAGUAUUUUGAAGCCGUGCAAGUUCGCUAUCCGCAGCGGUGGGCAUACUCCUUAUGCCGGCGCCUCCAAUAUCGAGGAUGGCGUAACAGUGGAUUUACAGUACCUCAGCGCAGUCCAAUACGACGCAAAGAAUAACCUUGUUAAGGUUGGACCAGGUGCAAGGUGGAAUGACGUGUUCACUACCCUGGAGCCCCUAGGCGUCAUUACGACUGGUGGACGUUCCUCGACCGUAGGUGUGGGUGGUCUUACCCUCGGCGGUGGCAUCAGUUACUUUUCCCCAGAACACGGUCUAAUCUGUGAUAACGUUCUCGAGUUCGAAGUCGUACUUGCCGAUGGCCGCAUCGUCACCGCUAGCAAAACACAGAAUCCCGAUCUCUUCACCGUGCUCAAAGGCGGCAACAACAACUUCGGUAUCGUAACCAACUUCAAAUUCGGAACGUUCAAAUACGACGGCAUGUGGGGUGGCCUAGUCGCCUACCCUGAGUCCACCAUCCAGGACCAAUUCAAAGCACUCAUCAACUUUUCGAACAACAUCGACAAGAACCUCAAAGCCGCCGCUAUUGUGAUGCCGGUAUAUCAGAGCGCUGUCGGAAGUAAUCUGAUUCUGAAUACUUAUGAUUAUGCUGAGCCCGUGCCGAGGCCUGCUGCAUACAACGAAUUCUUCGCCAUUCCUGGUAACGUAUCAGACACCACUGGGCUCAGAAACAUGUCUUCAUUGGCGGUAGAGUUAAAGGGUGCGACUACUCAUAGCGUAUACUUUGGGACACUCACUUUCGCAAAUGACUUGCGCGUCAUGACCGAAGCCCACAAUAUUUUCAAGGACGUGUUGGCAAACCUGAAGGCAAAGGCUACCGGUGACUGGGGGAUUUACGUGCUAUACCAGCCCCUUCCCCCAGCGUACACGAGAAAUAGCGCCGCAAAGGGUGGAAAUGUUCUCGGAUUUGAGCGUUUCAAGGAUCAGGUCCUGUGUCUCUACCAGCCGUACAUCUCCUGGCAGGGAGCCCAACAAGAUGCGCUCUUCCAAGGUGCUGGUGCGGACCUCAUCAACAGGAUUCGCGCAUAUGCCGAAAGCAUUGGUGCCGACAACCCAUACCUGUAUCUUGAUUACGCGGAUAAGACACAAGACCCACUAAAGAGUUAUGGCCCAGAGAACGUCCAGAAGAUGAAGGCGGCAGCGAAGAAGUACGAUCCCCAUGGUGUCUUCCAGAACCUUGUGCCUGGUGGUUUUAAAAUCUCCAAAGUCCAGUAG
Molecule: messenger RNA, 1536 nt
Organism: Cucurbitaria berberidis CBS 394.84
Lineage: Eukaryota; Fungi; Ascomycota; Dothideomycetes; Pleosporales; Cucurbitariaceae
Product: FAD-binding domain-containing protein
Exons: 4
Coding region: 1-1536 (511 amino acids)
Molecular function (GO): FAD binding
Source: RefSeq, a predicted model, not a curated record